AUGGAGAUGAAGGUUAGAAAGGAUGAGUUCAUGCCGUUUGUGGCAAUGGUGAUAAUGGAAGCAUGCACGAUUGCUCUAACGAUAAUGACGAAAACGGCUUUAACCGGAGGAAUGAGUCCUUUUGUGUUCGUUGUUUACACAAACGCAUUUGGAUCCAUUCUUCUUCUUCCUUUUUCUUUCUUCUUUCACAAGAAUGAUAGAACUGAAGAAUCUAUCUUCUCUUGGCCACUCCUCGUUCGUGUUUUCUUUCUAGGUUUCACCGGGAUAUUUUUGUUCCAAAAUUUGGCAUUUGUGGGACUAAGCUUUAGCUCACCCAUUGUGGUAUGUGCAAUGGGAUUGCUCAUUCCUUCCUUCUCUUUCCUGCUCUCACUUUUUCUCGGAAGGACUAAGUUGGAUUGGAGAAACACGAGCACGAGGGCUAAAGUGAUGGGAACAAUAAUUUCAAUAACCGGCGCAUUUGUUGAAGAGUUGUACAAAGGUCCCUUCAUAAGACCAGCUUCUUCUUCCUCCCCAAAUCGUCUACUGAAAUCAAUCCCUAAGCUUUUGGUCUACUACAACAUCCCGGACAAUUGGUUCCUCGGGUGUAUCUUUUUGGCAGCCGCCGUUUUCUGUGUCUCCCUCUUCAAUGUUAUUCAGACAGGAACGGUCAAAAAGUAUCCGCAUGUGAUGAAAGUGGCUUCGUUCUACAGCAUAGUUGGGACGAUCCAAUGUUUAAUGUUCUCGUUGUUUAUGGAAAGAGACCUAAGUGCAUGGAAGAUCCAAUCUAACUUCGAUCUUUUCCUCAUAAUCGCCACGGGAAUAUUCGGAUGUGUGAUACGAACAAGUGUACAUGUAAAAUGCACCCAAAUGAAAGGACCAUAUUACCUGCCAUUAUUCAAACCCUUUGGUAUAUUUUGGGCAACACUCUUUGGCACCAGCUUCUUCGUCAACAGUCUUCACUACGGCAGUGUGUUAGGAGCAGCCAUAGGCGGUGUUGGAUAUUACACAGUGACUUGGGGACAAUUAAAGGAAACCGAAGAAAAACAAAAUCCAAAGGAGGAAAGAAAACCGAUCAAAACUAUUCAUGAUCACGACUACAAAGUUCCAUUGCUUAUUAAUCAGGAAGAAAGUCCUGUGUAA
Molecule: messenger RNA, 1119 nt
Organism: Microthlaspi erraticum
Lineage: Eukaryota; Viridiplantae; Streptophyta; Magnoliopsida; Brassicales; Brassicaceae
Source: the annotation of a GenBank genome assembly